AUGCGGCACCCGCCCACCACUUGUGACCUCACCGGACCAGGGCUUGCUAUCCUGAAAAGCGGGCCAGCCAAAGCCACUUGGGCUGAGCUGGCCUUCGGGAGAGAAUUGCUGAGGCUCUGGAGAAUGGCUUUGCACUUCUGCAAAGUCAUCCCAUAUGCCAUACCUGGAGCGCUGGCACUUCUUGGCUGCUGGUGGAUCUAUUCCCAGAGAAAAAAGCUUGCAAGCUGUUCUGACCAACAAGAAAUAGCCGAUGAAGAAGAGCAGCAGGAAGAAGUGCCAGAGAAAGAUUCAACACCCGCCACAGAAGCAUGUGCUCCAGCGAGAGAGGCAGUCGUCGAGGAAGAGGAAUGCCCUGAGAAGGAAACCUCGACCUCCCUGCCGUCAGCAGUGUCGACGACACCCUCUCUUCUGUGCCAAACUCCUGAGAGGCUAGAUCUCUCUCAGGACCUUCCAGAGCUGUCGGUAACACCACCUCCGACCAGCACCCUUGAAGCUGACAGUGAGAAACCAGAAACACCGGGAUCUCAAGAUGAAAGCAGUGGCCCUGCUUGUGUCUCUCCCGCUCCGAUCUCGGAGUGUCACGGCAGUGCUGCAGUGAGCCUUCCACAGGAUUCAGGCUCCAGUGCCGACCAAGAUCAGUGUGCAGUCAUUGCCGAGGGAAUGGCUGCACCACAAGGGAUGCUCUUCCCCCCGGAGAAGAUUUGCAUGGAGUGGCAGCAACGACAGGGAGCUGGAGCGGGACUCCCCAACCUGGGCAAUACGUGCUUCCUCAACGCUGUCCUGCAGUGCCUGACGUACACACCCCCUCUGGCCAACUACCUGCUCUCUGGGGAGCACAGCCGGGCGUGUCAUCAGGAAGGCUUCUGCAUGAUGUGUGUAAUGGAAGCGCAUGUUAACAAGGUCCUGCAUUCCUCAGGCUCUACCAUCGAGCCUAGGGCUAUCAUCAGUGUCCUCACACGAAUAGGAGAACAUUUCCAGCUUGGCAUGCAGGAAGACGCCCACGAGUUCUUACGCUCCACUGUCGAUGCCAUGCAGAGAGCUUGUCUGAGUGGAAGCAGCGACUUGGACUUCUCUUUGCAAGAAACUACCAUCGUCCAUCAAAUAUUUGGGGGCUCUCUGAGAUCCAGAGUCACGUGCUUGAGCUGCAGAGCGGUUUCUGAUUCCUAUGAGGCCUUCCUGGAUGUCCCGUUGGAUAUAAAAGCAGCCUCCUCUGUCACCGCAGCUCUGGAGGACUUUGUGAAACCCGAGCAGCUGGAUGGCGAAAACUGCUUUCAGUGCAGCCAGUGUGACAAGAGGGUUGCCGCCUCCAAGGGGUUUACAAUCCAUGGCGCGCCCAAGGUUCUCACGCUGUGUCUGAAAAGGUUCCAAGAUGUCACCGGCCGGAAGAUCAGCAAGGUUGUGGACUAUCCCGAGUGCUUGGAUCUGCAGCCAUACAUGUCUCAGACAGCUGGAGAACCGCUGCUCUACUCCUUGUAUGCCGUCCUGGUGCAUAGCGGUGGCAGCUGUCACGUCGGACACUAUUUCUGCUACGCAAAGGCCAGCAAUGGGCUGUGGUACGAGAUGGACGACAAGUCUGUGGAUCCUUGUGGCAUCGACACAGUUCUCAGGCAGCAAGCCUAUUUGCUCUUCUAUGUCAGGUAA
Grus americana (Whooping crane) is the source of this 1641-nucleotide messenger RNA. RefSeq names its product ubiquitin carboxyl-terminal hydrolase 42-like. Gene Ontology annotation, molecular function: cysteine-type endopeptidase activity; cysteine-type deubiquitinase activity. The record is from RefSeq and is a predicted model, not a curated record. The transcript has 11 exons. Gene Ontology annotation, biological process: regulation of apoptotic process; protein deubiquitination. Gene Ontology annotation, cellular component: nucleus; cytosol. The coding region runs from base 1 to 1641 and encodes 546 amino acids. NCBI's taxonomy places the organism in Eukaryota, Metazoa, Chordata, Aves, Gruiformes, Gruidae.